This is a messenger RNA of Hymenoscyphus albidus, 1341 nucleotides long. The record is from the annotation of a GenBank genome assembly. Lineage: Eukaryota; Fungi; Ascomycota; Leotiomycetes; Helotiales; Helotiaceae.
AUGACGAAGACUGUCCAUCUGCUAUUCCGCAUCUUCUACACCUCAUUCUUCACCGUCCUUAAUAUCUUACUACUUGCGCUUCUUCUGGUCACCCCCGCCGACACCAUCCGUCAAGCGCUCGUCAAUAAGCAGCUCUAUAAUAUCUUCGUGAUCGCAGGAUCCUAUCUCCUAACCGUCUCUCUCGCUCUCUUCAUCUAUGCCUCGAGGCUGUACACGAACCGAACCGUCCUGGCGGCGAUUCCAAAAACAUGGAUACCAGUGGAAAAGGGGGAAGUCAACAAGCAUGUGAGGAAGAUGAUUGUCGCAAGUCUGAGCAGAAGCGCCGCUAUAGCUUGGGAUUCUCGACCGCGCGUUUCUCUUGAACCAGCUACAGUCGUAUCCGAACCAGAAGCUCGCGAUUCGGUUGUUCAAGCUCCUGAGUCGCCUUCUAGAAGGACAGGCCUUUUCUUCCGAAGGCGAUCUGCGAAGCCCGAGAACCCCCCAGCGACCGUUCUUAUCCCCCCGCCAGAACCUGUUUGGGGUGAAAUUACACAUAAUGGUUGGGCAUCGCCAACGUCUCCUGAUCUGCCAAAUCUACAAUACACAACAGUAUUGUUGGAGUUGCCACAUCUUAUUGAGGCAAGGGCGGUUUCGCUAGCUCCAAUCGAUCCCAAUUCUGCAUCCGAGCCACCGAUGCCAGAUAUCAGAGCUGUACAAUUAUUACAACGACCAGCCUCUAUGGGUCUCCGAGAUUAUAUUGGACAUCUUACAACAAUUGGUAUCAUAAAGGCCCCGUCUACUGCUAUUGAAUUCCUGGAUGCAUACGAAUAUGCACGAUUUGGCACACGUGCACUUAGUGAACAUCAAUUCCGCGAACUCAUGAAGCAAUUUGCCGAGAUUCUUCGUAACAUGGUUGCGCUCAGUCCUGCUGCUCUCCUAGAGUUUGAUAGUGAACCAGAGAGCGAUAUCGACGACGACGCUACAUCUACACCCACGCCUGUCACCCCACGAAGUCGUUCCCUGCGUUCACUGGGCUCCUCCUAUAGUGCACUUAGUCGGACUGAAAGCGAGGGCACGAUCUUCACUGCACCUUCUCGGCGGGUGAGAACAAGUGGCACGACUAGUUCCAGGCAAAUGGAGUAUCCAGCCGCAUCAGCCACCCCAAGAAGCAAGAAGCGGACUAUUUCGAAAUCACCCAGCGCCAACAACUUCGCGCAAACGCGAAGGCCGUUUACUGCGGGUACUGGUUCCUCAGACGAAAGUUUGCGAUCCGUGAGUCAAGGCAGUGUGAUUAAAUUAAGCAUGUCGAAUGAAGAAGGCAGUUUACCGUAUACCCUCAACAUACCCGGAGCUCGUAAUUAA